This is a messenger RNA of Penicillium soppii, 1557 nucleotides long. RefSeq lists its product as uncharacterized. Lineage: Eukaryota; Fungi; Ascomycota; Eurotiomycetes; Eurotiales; Aspergillaceae. Bases 1 to 1557 code for a protein of 518 amino acids. The transcript has a single exon. The record is from RefSeq and is a predicted model, not a curated record.
AUGUCAUUGCGUUCCCUCGGGUGUCAAUUUAAUUCCUACUACACGCAAAUCUUUCGACAUGGCCUACAGGUUAAAUGUGCAACAUCUAAGCUCUUGAAGCCCUCCUCUUUUCCGCGCGACACCCGCUUCGCACAUAACUGGCCCGGAGGAAACCAGUACCUUGCAAAAAAAGCUUCGUUUUCGCAAGGGAAUCUAUGCGGCCAUCCACCCAGCCCUGCGCGUACUCUGCAGGACCCACGCGGGGGCCAAUGUCGUCAUGAGUCCUCUGCGGCAAAGCAUGCAGAUCUCUGUGCGCAUUGUGGCGGAAAGACCAUACCCAAGAUUCGAAAGCCCGUUGAACCCGGCAAUCCUUCUAGUGGCUGGCACUGCAAACCAUGUUCCCGGAAUAUAUGCGUUCACGGCCAUCUACCGAACGAGGAACAACUUGCGGAUAUUAGACGGCGACGAUUAAUAAGGGAGAGCGGCCAGGCAAGCCGAACAAGUCCGUGCCGGCACUGCGGUGACUUGACGGCUCCCAAAAGUAGCCGAAAGUUUGUCGAGCCAGAUAAUCCUUAUGCGGGCUUUUACUGCCGACCAUGUGUUCGGCAUAUGCACCACCAUGGUGCCCUCCCCAAUGAGCUCGAACUCACAGCCUUCAGAUCCCGAAAGGAGGCUCGGCAUAGAAGGCUCGCAAAUUCUGCACUGAAAGAAAGAACGGAAAGCGGAGCAAGCCCGAAAAAAGAAUCACCUGCUUCCACGACGCCCAAGUCUCCUAAGCAGAGCCGUGACCCACACCCCUGCCGCCACUGCAACGACACGACCUAUUCCAACAGUAAGCGGAGGCUGGUCGAACCGCAGAAUCCCUCUGCAGGGUAUUAUUGCCAACCGUGCACUAGGUGUCUACUCGAAACAAAUGACUUGCCCACCUCAGCGCAACUAGCAGCGCUCAAGAAGCUCAGAGCCAAGCGAGUUUCCACAUCGAAUGCCAGGGUUUUGAGAAGCCCAUGUAUUCACUGCGGUUCUAUCACCGCCCCGGGCAGCAAGCGGAAGCUCGUGGAGGCGAAAAACCCGGCUGCUGGGUACUACUGUCGGCCUUGUGCAGAUUGCUUGGCUGAAACCAAAGCCCUGCCCGAUGAGGUGCGGCUUGCAGCUCGCAGAGCCCGAGAGCAUGUUAGACUAAAGAACCUUAAGGCUACCUUGAAUUCCUCUCAGUCACAAACUGAUUCUUCUCGGGAAGGGAAAUCUCAAACAGGCGGCAAAUCCAAGGCCUGUGCACACUGCAAAAUUGACGAGACAACUACAACGAUUAAGCACUUUGCGCCUCUUAACCAGGACAUUUGUUCUUCGUGCCUUGGACAUUUUGAUCUCCACGGCUCGUUUCCUGGGCCGGAGGUCCUUUCGCGGCGGGACAGUUUGAGAAAAGCGCGGGCACGCAUACAGUCGGAUAUCGAAGCUGGUCGGCCGCUAGCUUGCUCUCACUGCAAGGAGUCAAGACCUCAAAACCCGACUCAGCAUUGGAAAAUCGGCGGACAAUUCUUUGACUUGGUUUGUCCCAGGUGCCAAGGAAAAGGAUUUUGA